Messenger RNA from Mucor velutinosus, 321 nucleotides. Its product is annotated as Aa_trans domain-containing protein. The transcript has 2 exons. The record is from RefSeq and is a predicted model, not a curated record. Lineage: Eukaryota; Fungi; Mucoromycota; Mucoromycetes; Mucorales; Mucoraceae. Bases 1 to 321 code for a protein of 106 amino acids.
AUGGCAUAUGUUGAAGAAAACUUAAUCCAGAAUCAAUCAACUUCUUUCAAUGAUAAAGAAGGUCUUUCAUCUGAUAAGAAAUUGGAAUCCAAUGUCAUUGAAGCUGAGGGUAUCAAUGAUGUUCAAGAAGCAGGAAGCUCUGCUAGCUCUGAUCUGACAGCUAGAACAGACACCUUGACUGAAAAAGAUGUAGAGAAAGGUUCUGCUCAAUUGCCUCCUGUUGUAGACGACGAAGGCCCUGAUGGUGGCUAUGGAUGGCUCGUCGUUUUGGGAGCGUUUGCUGUUCAGAUUACCAGUUUUGGUGUUGUUUCUAGUUGGUAA